UACUGGGUGGCUGCGGAUGUGCGUGAUUCGGUGGGGUUUGUCAGUCUAAAAGGGUCCUCGGGAUCAGGCGUGUGGUCCGCUCCUAUACAUCGUCGAGAUAAGUGUCGAUACUCUAUCAAAGCGGAACAGUUUGAUUCUUCUAAACACCCGUCAUUGGGAGUCAGGCAACAGAACCGACAGACUGAUACGGGGUGCCAGCGUGGGAGAUGCCGUAGCGAUAGCAUAGAUAGCCGUUUUGUAGAUACUGUGUCCCGCAGAGGCUUUCAGUAUGGCGGCUCGCCUCAGCAAAGGAAGUUCUGUCAGCGACGAAGAGUUCUACGACAGCGUUGACGUCAUUCCGGACCCGCCCGGACCGAGAGACGCCCUCGACGAUCUGGAUAACGCGGUGUUCCUGGAAGGGGAAGGAGCGAGCGCAGAGGAGACCGAAGAGGUCGUGGACUGCGCCAUGCACCCCGAGGCCGACGCCAGCAGGAUCGCCGAAGGGAGCGACGGAUUGCAAGCUGGCAAGGCGGCCGAGCAACCAGAGAACGCAAAUCUGGUGCUAGAAACGAAGAACAAUAAGAAGAAUAAGAAUAAAAGAGAAAACAAGAAAAGGAAGAACGCCCAGGCAGGAGCGAAUAAUUUAAACAACAAUGCGGAAGAAAACUCGGACGCUUCCGAAACCUCAGCUUCGGCCUCAGCUUCGGCCUCAGCUGCGGGACCAGCUUCACAUCCUCCAACGAAGAAAAUGACGAAGAAAAACUCGAUGCUGAAGUGGUCGGCGGCGGCGCGCGAGGUCAUAAACACCGGGAUGUCACAGGACGACACGGACCGCGCCAGGAGGUCGUCGAGCGGGUCGAGCACUUCGAGUGUGGAUAGGAAGAUAUCCGGCUCAGCCAUCCUCGAGGACAUUGCGCAGGGUAACUUAGCAAGCUGGGACGCGGAAACUUGCGUGACACUUCUGCGCAUGCCCACCGUGUCCAAUUACUCCGGCCUCAAGAAGCUCAUGGAAGUGGUGGGCGAGGACUGGCUGGAGGAUUUCCUCAACCUGGACGGCCUCGGGGUCCUGUUCGAGUCCUUGGAGAGACUUAGCGACCGCGGGUUCAGCUCCAUCACCGACGCCAUCCUCCAGCUGGAGUGCGUGCUGUGCGUCAAGACUGUGAUGAACUCCACCUCGGGCCUCGAGUACAUCAUCAACAACGACGACUACACCAGGAAGCUCGCCAAGUCGCUGGAUUCAAGAAAUAUGCUAGUCAAGAAACAGGUGUUCGAACUGCUCUCCGCUCUCUCCGUCUAUAGUGAGAAAGGCCACGCACUCGCACUCGACGCCCUAAACAACUAUAAGGUGUUCAAGAACCAGCGCUACAGAUUCCGGCUGGUGGUGGAGGAGCUGGCUAGUGCCAAGGUGAUGGACUACCAGGCGACGCUCCUCGCCUUCGUCAACUGCAUCGUGUUGGGCGUCGGCAGCCUACAGGGCCGCGUCGCCAUCAGGAAUGAGUUCAUCGGCCUGGACUUCCUGAAGGUGCUGGAGAACGUCAAGCGAAUAGACGACGAGCAGCUGAGCAUCCAGGUGGCGGCCUUUGAAGACAACCACCUCGAGGACCUCGAGCUGCUCUACGGCCCCGAAGGCCAGCUCAGCCUCAACCACCAUGAUGCAUUCAACAGCCUCUUCACCAAGGUCCGCGACUCGCCACACUCGCUACACUUGCUCUCCCUUCUUCACAACCUCCUGCAGCUGGACCCGGAGGAUGAAAGCAGCGAUGCUGUCUGGGCACUGCUGGACCGCGUUGGCGUCCGGGCAGUGGAUGGCACCCUCACUCCCACCUGGGCGGAGAGUGUGGCACCUUCCCACGACUUCACCAGAAGUGUUGGCACACAGACCAUCAAACGGCGCCUUUUUCGAUCUACGGACGACAAGAACGUCCCAGAAGGAUUUGAGGAGCGCCCCUUCCCGACCUCCAGCCUGCCGCCCGCGCCCGACCACCCGCCGCCCGCGCCCCCGUCGGCAUGCACGGCUACAGAUGGCUCUCCUAAGGCAGUAGAACCCAAUGACGCCGCUUGCUUAGAGUCUCCAAGCGAGGUGCGUGCCGUGGAAACGCUGGAGUCCGACAGAGUAACAAACCGAGCGCCUCCUCCACCUCCUCCGCCGCCUCCCCCACCACCUCCUUCUGACAUUAGGGGUCCUCCACCUCCUCCUCCCCCUCCUCCUCCUCCCGGACCGGGUUGUCCUCCACCACCUCCACCUCUACCAGGCUUUGGCGGCCCUCCACCCCCUCCACCUCUCCCAGGUUUCGGCGGC
This is a messenger RNA of Penaeus vannamei (Pacific white shrimp), 2278 nucleotides long. The record is from RefSeq and is a predicted model, not a curated record. Lineage: Eukaryota; Metazoa; Arthropoda; Malacostraca; Decapoda; Penaeidae.